Messenger RNA from Fusarium musae, 1005 nucleotides. RefSeq lists its product as uncharacterized. The transcript is spliced from 4 exons. NCBI's taxonomy places the organism in Eukaryota, Fungi, Ascomycota, Sordariomycetes, Hypocreales, Nectriaceae. The record is from RefSeq and is a predicted model, not a curated record. The coding region runs from base 1 to 1005 and encodes 334 amino acids.
AUGGCUAAGCCAGAAGACAUCCCCGAGAUGGAGUACCGCUUCCUGGGCCGCUCAGGUCUUCAGGUGUCUGCAAUCUCCCUCGGAGGAUGGCUGACAUAUGGUGGCCAUAUCGAUAAAGAACGUACAUUUGAAUGCAUGAAGGCCGCCUAUGACUGCGGUGUCAACUUCUUUGACUGUACCGAAGAAUACUCCAAUGGUGAAUCCGAGAUUGUCAUGGGCGAGGCUAUCAAGAAGUUCGGUUGGAAACGAAAUGACCUGGUGGUCUCUACCAAGCUCUACUGGGGAGGAGCAUUUGGAGACAACCUCGUCAAAAACAAGGGACUUUCGAGAAAACACAUUGUCGAGGGGAUUAAUGGUGCUCUCAAGCGGUUGGAUCUCGAGUAUGUCGAUCUCAUUUAUGCACACAGGCCUAAUCGUCGAACGCCCAUGAAAGAGAUCGCCUUCUAUUGGGGAACUUCGAUGUGGAAUGCCGAUGAGAUCGCACAGGCGUGGCGAUAUGCAGACAAACUGGGUCUGAUAGGCCCAAUUAUGGAGCAACACGCUUACAACAUACUGGAUCGAGUCAAGGUAGAGCAGGAAUAUGUCCACUUGUAUCGUGAAGUUGGCCUUGGUCUGACUGUAUUCUCACCUAUGCGCCAAGGCAUCCUGUCCGGAAAAUACAAUGACGGCAUUCCUGGUGACUCUCGCUGCACCAACGAAGAGAUCAAAUGGGUUAAUGGUUUCUGGAAGCAAACAGGGAAAGAUACCUGGACGGCGAUUAUUGAGCAGGUCAACCAACUGAAGCCUAUCGCGGAUAGACUUGGUCUCAAACAGAGCCAACUCGCCUUGGCCUGGGUACUAAGCAAUAAGAAUGCCAGCUCUGCUAUAACGGGCGCUAGCAGUCCUGAGCAGGUGUAUGAGAACGUCAGAGCUGUGGCUGCUGUCAGAAAGUUGACUCCAGAGAUUUUGGAGGAGAUUGAUGUGAUUCUCAACAACAAACCACCUGAGGUUGUAGAGCGGUUUUAA